UUAAAUUAUAGAAUCCAAAGAAAAGAAAAAGAAAAAGAAAAAGAAAAAAAAGGGUCCCUCAUACGAAUCGGCAUCGUCGUUAUAACCGUUAAUUAAGCGGAUGCCUCAAGGGAGGGCAAAACCGUCACUCCAAUCAAUCGCUGUGGGUGUAUCGUGUGUGUAUAAUAAUGCUUGCUCUCUCUCUCUAACAAAUACAUAAUAGUGAUAGAGGGCGAGAGAGAGAGUUCAACGCCUUCCACAUUCUGACUUCGAUUCCGACUCACUCACUUCCUUCCUAUUCUCUUCUCAAUAUUUGUUUUCUUGUAUUCAUUUUUCAGUCUUGAUUGCCUCCGUCAAUCCCUAGUGUGUGUGUGUGUAUAUAUAUAUAUAUAUAAUAUAGAGAGAGAAUUACAGAACUGAAAUUCUACAUUUCACUAUAUAUUUCUAGGGUCCGACCAUCAUUUCAUGACAGCCCAGGUAGGUUUUUUUAUGGGUUGAAUCCAAAGAAUGAUGGCUAGUUAUGGUGAAGCAGAAGAAGAACAAUUUUUUGAUACUCGUGAUGAGAUCGCUCCGGUGUCUGAUUCUGGUUCAGAUUGCUCCCAGGACAGUUGUUCUAGUUCUGGGCAUGUCAAUUGUGAUUCAGAUAGUCUUGGGGAUGAGUUUAGGACGGAGAAUCUAGAGAGUGUUUGUGAGCGUCGCCAUAGGUUCAUGAAAUGGAUGGGUUUGAGUUUAGAUCAGAAUCCGGUUGAAAGAGAGGAACCAGGAGAUAAUGAAAUCAAAAUGGGAAUGGACAGAAUUAGAGUUACUGAAGACAGUGGUGCUGGGCUAAGAAAUUCAGAUUUCGAAGACCAGUUUUUGUCGAAUUGCUCUGAAGCUACAGGAUGGAUGCAAGAUGAUAUAUCUGAUGAGGGGAAUUCCGAGUGUUGUAUCAAGAAUUCAGAAGAGGGGAGAGAGAUUUUAAUGGAUGAAAUUAGCCAUCAUCAAACGGUUGGAAGAUCACAGGAAGAAGCUGAGGCCGGUGACAUGGUGGAUAUGAAGAAGAAAGUGAAGAGGGGCUGGCUUAAGAAAUUAAAUGUCCUAUCACGUAUUACCAAUAGGCAAGGGGAAGACAGUUUGAAGCCGAGUGAUUUCAAGUUGGAGUUGGGGACUAGAGUUCGAAGAGUUCGGGUUCAUCUACAUGGGAAGAGGUCAAAAGAAUUGUCCUCCCUUUACGCAGAACAAGAAUUUUCAGCACACAAGGGCUCAAUCUUGACAAUGAAAUUCAGUCCCGAUGGCCAGUACCUGGCAAGUGCUGGUGAAGACAGUGUCGUUCGUGUCUGGAAGGUGAUGGAGUAUGAGAGACCAAAUCAAUUUGACAUUCAAGAUACUGAUCCUUCAUGUUUGUACUUCUCAGUGGAUCAUUUAUCCAAAUUUGCCCAUCUUGAUGUGGAUAAAAACAAAAUUGGUAAGAUGAAGAGGUUGAGGAAAUCAACGGAGUCAGCUUGUGUAGUUUUCCCACCAAAAGUCUUUCGGAUUUCGGAGAAACCUUUACAUCAAUUCCAUGGACACAGUUGUGAGGUCUUGGCUCUCUCAUGGUCCAGCAAAGGGUAUCUGCUGUCAUCCUCUGUUGAUAAAACUGUUCGCCUGUGGCAACUAGAACAUGACCAAUGCCUUGGAGUGUUUUCUCAUAAUAACUAUGUGACCUGCAUAGAAUUCAAUCCCAUGGAUGAUAAUUAUUUCAUCAGUGGUUCAAUAGAUGGGAAAGUACGCAUCUGGGAAGUGCAUGGUUGUCAAGUUGUUGAUUGGACUGAUAUAAGAGAAAUAGUGACUGCUGUGUGUUAUUCCCCCAAUGGGAAGGGAGGAAUAGUGGGAUCCAUGGAUGGGAAUUGCCGUUUUUAUGAUAUAAUAGAUAAUCAUUUGCAACUGGAUGAUCAAAUAAAUUUAAAUGGGAAAAAGAAGUCGGCUUGCAAGAGGAUAACUGGUUUCCAGUUUUCCCCAAGUGACCCUAGCAAAUUAAUGGUAACUUCUGCUGAUUCACAAUUUCGAAUACUUUCUGGGGUCAAUGUCAUCAGCAAAUUCAAGGGCAUUCGAAAUUCAGGAAGCCAGGUACCUGCAUCUUUCACCUCAGAUGGGAAACACAUUGUCUCGACAAGUGAGGAUUCUCAUGUCAAUGUUUGGAACUGCAUCGGCCAGGAGAAGACUUUGUCCUCCACAGGAAAGCACAGUUGGUCUUGUGAAAGUUUCUUGUCUCACAAUGCUUGGAUUGCUUUGCCUUGGAAUGGCAUGAAAAACAUGUCGGGUUCACCUACAAUCCCAACCUUUUUGGGGGACGAUUUGCUCUGUAGAAUUUUGAGAAAUGCCGAGUGUGAUGAGGAUUUACACCACAAAAUGCCUGUCUCUUCCCCUGAUUGUUUCUCUUUGAGCCGUGGUUUUUUCUUGGAGUCUCUGCCAAAGGGAUCUGCAACUUGGCCAGAGGAGAAACUACCGGAUUCAAGUCAAGUGGCCGGGUCACCCACAAUGUGCAAGUCUGAGUACAAACUUUCGAAGAGUGCUUGCCAGAAUACAUCCAGUUCUCCUCAUAUGUGGGGUCUUUUGAUUGUAACGGCCGGCUGGGAUGGGCGGAUUAGAACAUAUUACAAUUACGGGUUACCGAUUCGUCUUUGAAAUCCCAUGGUUCAAGCAGGAUCAGGGGCCUUACCAUUGCUCUGCAUUUUUUAGACAGCAACAAUUUGCACAAUUGUAGAUGUUGUUUCACUCAGUGCAAUGUAGGUGUACUAUAGUCGAAUUAAUUUCUACCAAACUACAGCCAAAGUGUUCUAUUAUAUAUUUAGGAAUAUAAUUUAAUUCUUUGAAAUA
Messenger RNA from Cornus florida, 2814 nucleotides. RefSeq names its product WD repeat-containing protein YMR102C-like. The coding region runs from base 487 to 2622 and encodes 711 amino acids. NCBI's taxonomy places the organism in Eukaryota, Viridiplantae, Streptophyta, Magnoliopsida, Cornales, Cornaceae. The record is from RefSeq and is a predicted model, not a curated record. The transcript has 8 exons. Gene Ontology annotation, molecular function: protein binding.